Messenger RNA from Medioppia subpectinata, 348 nucleotides. The record is from the annotation of a GenBank genome assembly. NCBI's taxonomy places the organism in Eukaryota, Metazoa, Arthropoda, Arachnida, Sarcoptiformes, Oppiidae.
AUGGCCGACACAAGCGGUCCUCUGAAUUUUGGUCCCGAUUGUCAAAUAGCGGACAAAACUUCCCCAUUGUUUGCAUUCAUGCGAAACAUAUUGUUUGACAUAGCGUUACGUCCGGACGCGACUGCUCUUAACCCUCACGCCUACGACCAGUUGGCCGACAAAUGGGACCCAAACGGACCCGAAGUUCCCACUUAUUAUCACAGCAUACAUCGGGAAUUAUCAUGCCUUAAAUGGCUGACUGACCGCUCAGUGUCUCCCUUUGAUAUGAUGUUAAUGUUUUUGACGCCCGCAUCGGUGCUAAGGGGACGGCAGUUAAGAUCACGACUGACCGGCACUACAAUAGUGUAG